Lotus japonicus is the source of this 1371-nucleotide messenger RNA. RefSeq lists its product as uncharacterized. The transcript has 2 exons. Lineage: Eukaryota; Viridiplantae; Streptophyta; Magnoliopsida; Fabales; Fabaceae. Gene Ontology annotation, molecular function: nucleic acid binding; zinc ion binding. The record is from RefSeq and is a predicted model, not a curated record. Bases 1 to 1212 code for a protein of 403 amino acids.
AUGGCGGCUGAACUCGCCGCUUAUCCCUUCACUGUGCAAGAUGCACAAACUCCUUCUCAUACCUUCUACAUACAUCCAAACGAAAGCCCCUCCACCGUUCUUGUUUCGCCAUCGCUAUCGGAGGGGAACUAUCACAAUUGGGCGAGAGCUAUGAAGAUGAGUCUUCUCACCAAGAACAAGCUAGGGUUCGUGGAUGGGUCGAUUGCAGAACCGCCUCAAGAUCAUCCUGUUUCUCCCUUCUGGCAACGUUGCAACAUGCUUGUUCUUAGCUGGCUAAUCAAGUCCAUGAGCGUUGAGAUCGCUCAGUCAAUUUUGUGGCGUGAUAAAGCUAUCGACGUCUGGAAAGAACUUAGUGAAAGAUUUUCUCAAGCAGACUUGUUCAGAAUCUCAGAGCUUCAGGAGGAAAUCUUCAGUUUGAAACAAGGUGAUAAUUCUGUCUCAAAAUUCUAUACGAGUAUGAAGAUUCUUUGGGAUGAAUUAGAUGUUCUUAAUCCACUGCCUGUAUGUACUUGCAAUCCUCGAUGUUCUUGUGGAGCAAUCAAGAACAUUGAGGAUGAAAGAAACAAAAAUCAAGUAGUAAGAUUUCUUAGAGGUCUGAAUGAUCAGUAUUCAGGAGUUAGAUCACAGUUGAUGCUGUUAGAUACCCUUCCUAAUGUCAAUCGAGUAUUUGCUCUUAUUGCUCAGCAAGAAAGACAAUUUGCUGCUGAGAAUGUUUCUGGGUCAAGAGCAUUAAUGGCUUCAAGAGAGAAUUCUAAUGAUAAUAGAGGUUCUAGUUCAGAUCACAGUAGAAAUUAUCAUUCCAAUUCUGGAAAUUCUGGAGGUUGUUCUUCUUCUAGUUCAGGGAACAAUAGAUACACCACCAAGAAGUGCUCAUAUUGUGGGAAGAUGGGACAUACCAUAGAGGAUUGCUACAAGAAACAUGGUUUUCCUCCUGGAUUCAAGUUCAAGAAUCCAAAGUAUGCUGGCAAGUCAGCCAAUUUAGCUCACACUACUGAUGAGGAUCAGGAAUCUACCAGCCAAGAGAAUGCUUCAGGGCAAGAAGCAACUCGUUUUGGUUUCACUGCUGAUCAGUACCAUCAUCUACUUGCAUUACUUCCAGCACCAGAGACAAAGAGUUCAACAUCUCAGCAUGGAGCUAGUGUAAAUUCUUGUGCUCAAGUGCUUCCUACAAAGAAUGGAUAUCAGUGCUUGGAGGAUGAUUGGCACAGUUAGGGCAGUCAAGGGUCUCUACAUCUUCAACAGGAACUCAGUUACAGCUAGUAAUUCUGUCCCAGCCUCUGUAAAUUCAUCCUCUACUCAAAGUCUAGUUAGUAGUUUUGAGUCAAAUGCACACAAUUUGUGGCAUUAUAGGUUAGGUCAUCCCUCACUUGU